CAACCCAUCGCCAUUAUUUCUCCCUUUUCUCCGUCUUGUCGUUUUGCUUUCUGCUGGCCACAUUCCUUCUGCCCUCGCCGUGUUUCAUCUUCCCCGAUCCGAAUCGAAUCCUUCCAUCCCCAAGUUGCCUCCCCGUCCACUUCACGCCUGCCGAUUGAAUCCCAUCGGCGUCCUCCGCCACCGAGGACGAUGCCUCCGGUCAACACUCCCUCGAAUCAUUCGCCCCCUCCCUCGCUGCAGCUGAACGAUCUCUCCGGCCCACUCCCCUCGCUGCCCGCCGCCGAUGACGCCCAUGACGAUAACGUGAGCUUCCUGCGGUCUCGUGUGCGCUCUCCGCCUGAUUCCUCCUCGUCCGUCUCGUCGCUCAGUCGCCAGAAUCGACGCCGCCAACAGAUCCAGGCCGAGUUGGACGUCGUGCCCAUGGAUCUCGACAACCCCGCCCGCACGCGAUCCUCCCUCGAAAUCAGCCGCCGCAUCCCCAUCGUGCGCCGUCAGCGCGACUCUCCCACCUCCGCCACCCCCAGCCAGAAUCCAAAUCACCACAGCAAUAACAUGCCCAACUACGAAAGUCGGGUCUCCAACCCGCGCUCCCUGUACGGUUGGGCGCCGGCCUCCGAUGACGACGACGACGCUAACGACGACCCCAACGACGAUGAUUUGACCCUCGAACCGCUCCAAGACCCCAACUCCAUCUCCUCCUGGUUUGGCCGCCUCUCCGACCGCAGCGCCGCUUCCAGACGCCAUGCGCGCCGUGAAUACGUCGGUCGAAGUCCGCACGCUCUGCCCGACGAUCCUGCCGACAACAGCGCCCACCGCUGGAACGACCCGACGACGGAGGCCCUGUUGCAGUCCGUACGGCGACAACCACGCUUUUCACGCACUCGCACCCUACACAACUAUCUCCUCGACCGCGAACGAGCAGGCACCCAGGACGCGGAGGAAAGCAGAGACCGGUCAUCCACAUCCCGCGCAUAUCGCUUCCUCCCCGGCAGCCGUGGCGAACCGCAUCGACUCCUGACUCACAGCGACCUGCGCGCUCGCAUCAGUGCCCAUCGACAACUCAACAUGGAUAACCCCCCGAGUCCCCGGCUAAAAGAGACGAUCAAAUACCUGGACCGUCUGCGCUACUCGAACUCCUUCGAAGAAAGUCUCAACUCCGCCGCUGCGGGCGGAUUUGCCCAACUCGACUUCCUCUCCUGGGAUCACGAUGAUUUUAUCCUGGAUACAACUUCGAUAGCGCCGCCCCCAAUCUGUUCCUGGCUGCGGCCCGGUAUGGUCUUCUCAGGAUCUCAACGGGCUGCCAGCAGUGCCAGUUCGAUCUUCGGUCAACGGGUGCCGACCCCUUCGUCAUCAUCCCAGGAUCCCAUGAUCGUCGACGGAGGCGGCGAAAAUAACAGCCAGAACAGCAAUCGGAUCAGCGUAUACACUACGAACGGUCGCCGGUACCUGGCCAACAAUAUCUACAAUCUGGGGACAGGCAAGGACGAAAAUUGGCCGGUGAAGGUCACCAUCCACAACAUCAACACGCAAGAGAUGACUUUAUCGGGGACGAUGGAAGCGUACAACAUCCCCGACAAGACCUCCCCGUCCCACGACGCUCACAUCGUUACUUUCCUCGAGGGCGAAAUCAUCGACUUCAACACGCACACGUUGGAAACGAAGAACUUCAAAGCCGAUGCCGAGAUCGACAGUACCUACUGGCGGGAACUGCAGCCAUUCAAGACCCUCACAGACGAUGAGAUGACGAGGAACCUAGUCAGUCGGAAAUGGAUUACGGAGGAACUAUCAAAGGGGUGGAUCCUGAUGCGAUGGAAAGAACGCUGCUUCAUCACUCCCACCGACUCCCGGCAAGGCCUCACCAUCUCCGGGUUUUACUACAUCUCCCUCCAUCGAGAGAGCGGCCACAUCGAAGGUCUCUACUACGACCCGGGCAGCUCCCCGUACCAGCAAUUGUCCCUGCGGCCGGAAACCAAAAAAAUGGUCCGGCCCUCGUACAGCUUCCGCUAACUCUUCAGCAUCCUUGGUCUCGGCGUUUGGGUAAUUGAUUGGGAUCUUGGCUACCCGGAUUAUUUGAGUUGACUGCAAAUCGCAUAGCCGGUGAUUUUCUUUUUUCUUCUUCUUCGUGUUCAAAUUCAACCAAACUCAUUUGGCAGGCAGUGUCCGUUACAUAUUUGGAUUCCUGAUACAGUUGGCAUCUAUCCCCAGUCGGUUCAUACAGAACGAAAUGGAAUUGUAUCUUACCCAUCAGUGAAAUGAAAACUUACGAUAUCAUUUACAAUCC
Aspergillus steynii IBT 23096 is the source of this 2281-nucleotide messenger RNA. RefSeq names its product GID4/VID24 family protein. The record is from RefSeq and is a predicted model, not a curated record. Gene Ontology annotation, cellular component: GID complex; extrinsic component of membrane. The transcript has 3 exons. NCBI's taxonomy places the organism in Eukaryota, Fungi, Ascomycota, Eurotiomycetes, Eurotiales, Aspergillaceae. The coding region runs from base 190 to 2007 and encodes 605 amino acids. Gene Ontology annotation, biological process: protein targeting to vacuole; negative regulation of gluconeogenesis; proteasome-mediated ubiquitin-dependent protein catabolic process.